CAGGCUCAGACCCCAGAAGUAUGGAAAAAAUGAGCUUGACUACCACGCAAAUGAAUCCACUCAAAUGUUGGCAAGUGGAGCAGAGUCCCAGGACAGGUACAGAAACACCCCCAGUUCAAGGAUCUUCACACCUGGAUUUAGGCCUACUCCUGCAAUUACCCUAGGUCACAGCUCUGGCUACACUUUCUCUGUGAAGCUGAUGCUCAGGUCCGAAAGUGGCUGGCUGCCCAUCCUGUGACUCCUCCACUGCUGGGCCCACCUGGAGCUGGAGUCUGUCACCAUGCAACUGCCUUCUUGUCUGCUGUCCUCUACAGACUCCUGCGUCACUCAGAGCCUAGUUUUGCUGUCACCCAGGCUGGAGUGCAAUGGCGUGAUCUCCACUCACUGCAACCUCCACCUCCCAGGUUCAAGCAACUUUUCGGCCUCAGCCUCCCAAGUAGCUAAGAUUACAGGUGCCCACCACCACUUCUAGCUAAUUUUUGUAUUUUCAGUAGACAAGGUUUCACCAUGUUGGCCAGGCUGGUCUCAAACUCCUGACCUCAGGUGAUCCACCCACCUUGACCUCCCAAAGUGCUAGGAUUACAGGUGUGAGCCACACUGUGCCUCCUCCUUAUCCUUAACAAAAAAUUCCAAUACCUACUUUACGCCUUUUUUUAUCAAAGAAAUGCAUUAAAGCACCAACUGCCGUGCCAGGUACGUAAUAACAGCUCCAUAGAUACUAGCCACCAUGUGCAAAUCAUUUAAUAGUCAUCCAUAGCCUAUUACCACAUCAGUCAAUAGGCUUAUUUCAAUUACCAAUUCUGAAUAAAGGAUAGUGGCAGAUGACCUGUUUUAACAAAAAAGUCCCCUGGGUCACACCUUUUGCCGUGGAUGCAUCACUUCCCCACCUCGGCUGCCAGCCCAUUGAUGAGUUGACCUCACGAUUGUUUUGUAAGAGCCAUCUGUCCCCUAAAAGUCCUCCCUGAGGAAGCAGCCAGCAGAACUGUGUAGGCUGGUGGCCAGAGGUAGUAUAGAGUGUGUUUUCACUGGGCCAGGGCUGUGAUUAAACAGAAAGAACCCGGUUGGAGUAUCACAGUGUAAACAGAAGGUGAGGCACUAUUAUGUACUUCAUUCUAUUUGUGGUGAAAAUAUUGCUGCCAAAUGGGUAGAAAAAUGUGUUUAGGGUAGCUUUAUAUGAAUUUCUCACACACUUAUCCCCUCCUUGAUUUUGCCUGUAGGAAUUAGGAGAGUCAGCCCCCAUCUUGUCAGGCAUGAUUUUAGAAACUCUGGGAAAGGCAUGCAACCCCACAUCACUGCUAAGCCUAUAAAUUCCUAAACUAGUUUGAGCCUGUUUAAAAAAUAUGCCAUAUGUUAAGCCUGGCUCUCUCCAUAGCAUGUCUCCCUCAGUGCCUGCUGGCAUCACCACUUUAAUUCUAAUUAAUGGGACCGCCACCUACCCUGUCCCCUGAACAGUAUCCCUAGCCUGCCUCCUCUCUUAAUUCCAUCUCUCAUGCUCAACCAUUGUAUUAACUCUUGAUUGCUUCUUCUAGAUGGCUCUGGCACUCAGGUCUGCCUCUUCCUCCCACUGGCAUCUGAAACACAGCAGCCCUGAGUUCAGCUCUUGGUCUUCUGGACUUCAGUCUCGUAAGCCUCUGCUCCACCCUCCAUAUCAUAUCUGCACCAAAGCACAAUACCAGCAUUCCCUAAAGGCAAGGGUUACUGGGGGUGAUUGCAGUGGCUGCCUGCCACACUCAGUAUCUCACAAAUUUAUUUAUGUUUUGUUAAACCAUAAGUGUGUUCAGAUUGUUCUCGUGUGGUAAAUCAUUUGUUGUGUUUGCAUUAGCUGCUAGUGUUCUUUCCCUAUUUCCUUGCUCUUCUGGAAGUAUUUCUUCUUUGUGACAUUCAUCCUGAGCAUCCUAGGAGAUACUCUAGGAUUUGAAAAUAAUUCUUAUUAUCUAAAGGGUGAAAGCAAAAUAGGACUUGAGUAUGUACUUUCUCAUUAACGUAAGGUCAUAAAUGAAAAGAUACCAUCUAUUAAAGAUAGUAAGAAAUGUUCACAAACAGUAUAUGCCAUUCAUUAUGGAACUUGGUAGAAGCUCCAUGUGUCAUGCAAAAUGUGCUCUGCAGAACUGCAGAGGAGGGAGGGAUAACUUUCAACUGGUGUGAUUGGGAUCAUGAGGAACUGGUAUUUGGGUUGGUCCCUGAAAUUAUGCAAACCACUUUGCAGAAAGAAUUGGCUGAUGCCUGGCCAGGCACGGUGACUCAUGCCUGUAAACCCAGCAUUUUGGGAGCCCGAGGAGGGCAGGUCCCUGGAGGUCAGGAGUUCAAGACCAGCCUGGCCAACAUGGUGAAACCCUGUCUCUACCAAAAAUACAAAAAUUAGCUGGGCAUGGUGGCGCAAACUUAUAGUCCCAGCUAUUUGGGAGGCUGAGGUGGGAGAAUAGCUUGAACCCGGGAGGUGAAGGUUGCAGUGACCCAAAAUUGUGCCGCUUCACUCCAGCCUGGGAGACAGGGUGAGAUUCUGUCUCAAAAAAAAAAAGAAGAAUCAGAAAGAAUCUAGUUUCCAGACUCUAUCACCAAGCAAUUUGGAGAGUGAAGUUGAUAUUUACAGAAAAAGAGAAGAGGUACAAGGUAUUAAUGUUAUCAAGAUGGUAAAGAUCUUAAAGUAAUGUAAAGAUUGGUUGAGAACAUCGGGGAAAUGGCCCAGACUAGAGAUGAAGAUGGAAGGUAGCUGUAUGCAGACAUAGAUAACCACAUCCCAAGGAUCGUAUGAAGCCAGCAGAGGCCCACGAGUAAGCAUCUGGAAUACAGUUGGGAGUAUGGGAGCAUCAACUGGCCUUCCCCCAUUUGUGAAAUGCAGAUAAGUGUAUCAACAUUAUUAAAUUACUGCAUGAUUCAAAUGAAAUAAAUGCAAGUAAAUUGCUUAGCACAGUGUCUAGAAUAUAAUAUGUGCUCAAUAAAUCUGUUAUGAUGAUGUGACAAUGAUUGUGAGGAGGAGGAUCGUUGUGAUCAUCAUCAUUAUGAUUGCCAUGAAAACGUUAAAUUCUUGAAGAUGCUCCCUUUUGGGGACUUCAAGGACAGGAGAAGGAAGAAAAGUUCCAUGAUGAAUCAAAGGCGGUAAGGGGAAGGAUAGGAGGAGAAAGUGGAUAGCGGAUGUCUGUUAUAUCGUGUUACUGUCAGCUUGUAUCUUUUUCCAUUAGACUGGGAAAUAGUGAAAAUUCAGAGCCUGGAGAGUCAAUAUUGUUUAUCUUUCUUUCCUGCACAGCACCAGGUCCUAAGACCCUAGUACAGAGCAGAUGUCCAUGAAGUUCUCUGGACGAUGAAUUGAAAUGGAGGGAUAGGUGUCUGAAAGUGGCCUUACAAGGCACAUAUUGUACAAUGGUCAGGUUGGAAGAUUACAGACAAAAAACUCAUUGAGCUGGGGAUGUAAAAGGCUUGGCUGAGCUUAGGAAGAGUAGUUUGGACAGAUUUCUUGAGAUGCUAGGAUGCAAUGAGUUUAGGGACAAUGGGGUGAUGGAAAAGGGUACACACCUAAGUAUAGACACCUACACAUGAGUGUAGACCACCAGCAGGCAAGGAAUGGCUCUGAGAGCAGGCAGAGGAAUGACUGGCCAUGCUGGCUUCAGGUCUCAAUGCUGCUAUUCACUACAGCAUGUCAUUCAACCUCUCUGAGCCUCAGUGUCUUCAUCUAUAAAAUUGGGAAAAUGUCUGCCUUUAUUUGUAUAACUUAUAUAAUGGUGGUUGUGACAGAAUUAAUGGCUGCAAAGAGAAUGACUGAGCCAACCUUCAUCUCAGACUAUGUCAAGAUGAAGAAGAGUUGAUUAUAAUAAUAGUUGGGUGAAUAGAUUCCCAUGCUCUGAGCCCAUGCCAGAUUCCAUAUGCUGCGAGCCCAUGCAGCGAGCCCAUGCUCGCUAGAUUCCCAUGCUGCGAACCCAUGCCAGAGUCUUGAUAUUGUUAACCGAGGGUCACGUGGGUGAUACUUGAGUGAUACAUGGGUCACAUGGUAAUUUGCAAUGUACAAGUCAAUUUCACACCAUUAACUCAUAGGGCUUUCACUGUGACCUAAACAGGAAAGGUACUGCUCUCUGUGCUUUGUUGCUGAGUUACAGAUGCUCACAGAGCUUAGGUAAUUUAUUCGGGUAAACCCAUGCCAUACAUGGUAGGGCUGAGUGAUAGCUCAGUGACGCCUCACUUCAGACCUGGUGUUUGCCUUCCACAUAGCUCUGCCCUUAAGCCAAAAACUUGGAACAAUCACAUCUCUGCCCCACAUUUUAAGAACAAGAUUUAAAAAAUAAUAAUUAAAGGAAAGUUUGACAUGAACAAAGGUGAUAAAUAACUAAAGUUUCUCUUCCUCGUUCAACCUAAUCAAAACUGUAGAAAUGCUGACUGUGAGAGCUACAAGGAAACCAAGCACAUAGGUACAGAAACUUGCAGGAUCUGCAGUUCCAAGCACUGUGACUCAGAGCCAAGGGGCAGGGAGCGACAAGACCCGGCUCUCGUUAGUGUUGUAAGGCUUCAGACACAUGAAUCUAUUCACCCAACUAUUAGACAGUACAUGUGUACUUGUUAUCACUUGAGAAGCUAAAAGUAUUUAUAACAUAAAAAGGAUUAUAAUAAGUCAAAAAGAGGGCAAUUCACAGUUAUCAGAGGCUCCCUGGAGUAGAGAAGUAAAUUACAGUCUCUCUCUUCUAUUGUUUGAAAUUUUACCAUAAAAAUGCAUUAUUUUACAAUUUUCUUAAAACGUAUAAGUCCCCCUCAAAACUGAUUUUGUGUGUGGGGAGUAUGUCCAAACUUGAAAAGGCUGAUUUUCAAAGCCCAAUCUCCAAUUCCCAGCUCUCAAAUUAGUUGACAAGAAAAAGUGGCACUUUUUCCUCCCCAAGGAACCUUUAUGAAACAGUGGUGUUGCCAUAAAAAUGCCACCCAGUCUGUGAAGGAACAGGUUAGACCAGAGGUUCACCUGUGGAAGUCUAUUCUCCGUGUGGAAAAGCAAGUCGUCUCCAGCGUCUGACUCUCUGCACCCCAGGCUGAGAGCUGGUGCUAAUCCUCUACAACACCCAAUGCCAUUGUUAUCUCUGACAUAGUAAGACUGUGAAGUCAGCACCCAUCCCACCCACAAUCACCUCCUUCCCCCAUUUGUAAAUAUCUCCAAUUGCUUUGUCUCAAAUCAUGAACUUAAGAGGAAGGUUAGAUUUUAAAAAGAAGCAUCUACAUAUCUAAAGUCUUAAAUCUGCUGAUUGAGCUCCACUCUUGGCUCAAAGAGUUAUCAUUGAGUUAUGAUGAGUUAUCUUUCUUCUACAUUUCUGCAGCCCUGUGCUUGAACUCUUCCUAUGACUCCCAUUAGAAUCCAUCCUAAAUUUAUCAUUUGACUGUCUGCCCAUCUACCUGGCCCUACAUGGAGCUUCUGGAGAGAAAGAACCAAGACUGGUCCCUCUUGGUAUCUCAUCCACUCCACCCUCGCCUACACUGAAAACAUGAUACUUGUCCCUAUAGUAUGUGUUCAGAGUUUGCUUACUGAAUCUGACAGGUGUGGUGCACCCAAAUUCUGAACACACGCUCCCAGAACUAACACACCCUUGAUCCUUAGUGGAUCUGUUAUAAUCGCAUUCACAUGAAGCAGCAGCUGGGAGACAUCACGGUGACUUCAGCUCCCAAUUGAAUUGUCAUUGACUUACUUAGCUCCCAACUGGUAGUCAACCAAAUACAACCCAUCCACUGGAUUCGUCAACAUUUAUGUUUAAUAGCUUUUUUUUUUCUUUUUUAGCGUUUUUCCCUCUAAACAUUCAAUCUAUAUCCAGGGGAAAUUAUCUGGCCCCUGGACUGCCUUGAAUCCUCCUGAGUCAAGAGUAACUUGAGGUCUUAAAUGUCUAUUCUGAAGCCCCUCUCUUGCACAGGGACAGUCAUUGACUAGAAGGAGAUGCCAGUCUAUUAAAUCUAUCAUCCCAGCAUCCUCUUUCUCUGAUGAAGUAAAAUUAAACACCUUCUUUACUCAUAAAUUUGGUAGGUUUUAGACAAUGAUGAAAAAUCUGACAUGGGCCACACACAGUGCCUCAUACCAGUAAUCCCAGCAAUUUAGGAGGCUGAAGCAGGAGGAUUACUUGAGCCCAGGAGUUCACAUCUGGGCUCAAAACCAGUCUGGGCAGCAUAGUGAGACCCAGUUUAUUUUCUACAGAAAAUUUAAAAUUUAGCCAUGUGUGGAGGCAUGCGUUUGUAGUCCCAGCUACUCAGGGGGAUGAAGUGGGAGGACCUCUUGAGCCUGACAGCUCAAGCUGCUGUGAGCUGUAAUCAUGCCACUGCACUGCAGCCUGCACAACAAAAUGAGACUCUGUCUCUCAAAAAAAAAAAAAAAAAAGGGAAAGAAUGACACAUUUCACUCAAAUUAUAGCACUCCAUCAUAGGCCAAGGGCCAGGUGGCAGUCAGCUAACCUUGAAUGUACCCCAUUUUCCUCCCUUACCUCACUACCAAAAAGCCAGUCCUAUUGCCAGAUAUUGAAUAUGUCCAGGGCUGGAUUUAUUUGGUCCCCAGGAGGGUCUUAGAUUCUCCCAGCAUUUUAGGAAGAGGAAAAAAGCUCCAAAGUAGCAAAGUACGGACAAGUCAGCCCCCAGCCACAUGCCCUGAGACUAUUCCCCCAAGGGGGCAUUCUUGCCCAUGCCAGCCCUAUCUGUACCCACAACCCAAUCUGACCCACACCCAGACAAGCCCCUGGAGCCCAGAGAGUACCCAGACAGCCACACAUUCACAGGGAGCUCUGCCUCACCACAGGGUUCCUAAUUAACUGAGUGAGUGGGUGUGUUUUGCAUGGUGACAGGCAUUGGUAUGAUGCAUCAGGAAACAUGUCAUAGUGUCAUCACUGUAACAUGACAAGAAUUGCAGCCAUGGCUGGAACCUUUAUAAAGUGACCAAGCACACCUUUCCAUCCAGUCUCAGCUUGGGGUGAAGCCUGGCAGCUAUGAGGAUCCAUUAUCUUCUGUUUGCUUUGCUCUUCCUGUUUUUGGUGCCUGUUCCAGGUCAUGGAGGAAUCAUAAACACAUUACAGAAAUAUUAUUGCAGAGUCAGAGGCGGCCGGUGUGCUGUGCUCAGCUGCCUUCCAAAGGAGGAACAGAUUGGCAAGUGUUCGACGCGUGGCCGAAAAUGCUGCCGAAGAAAGAAAUAAAAACCCUGAAACAUGACGAGAGUGUUGUAAAGUGUGGAAAUGCCUUCUUAAAGUUUAUAAAAGCAAAAUCAAGUUAAAUUUUUCUCAAAAAAAAAUUAAGAGCUUGAUUUUUUUUUUUUUUUAAUCUGGUUAUUUUGGUAGUUGUUUCCAAACAAGCAACUGAGAAAAUCUUAAGGACUCACCUUUCAUUCAAAGAAAGUAGAAUCUCUGGAGAAAUCUAUAAGGGAGCCCGACCUUAUCUUCCAAGGGUUACCAGGUUCUAUUCCUCCUUUGUGAACGUUAUGCCCCAGUGAAGUUGGACUCUUCACUCUCUUGAAAUAUGCCCUUUGCUUUCAUGUCACCCAAGCCUUGGGCCUUUUCAGUGCCUCUACCCCAAACGGCAUCUCUCCACCAAAUCUAUCGCUAAGGUUUUCAAGCAGCCCUCAGGGACUAUCCCAAUUCCUUCCAAAAACUUUGUCUUCAGAGAAAUAAGGAAACUGGCUCUUCCUCAGAUAUUCACUUUGCUUUCUCUCACCCAUGUCUCUGCUCUGGUUGACGUCAUGUCUGCCUCACUCCUCCGACUUCAUCUCUAAACUUUAACCUGUCCUUCAGGGACCAUCUCAAAUUUUAUCUCCAUCUUAAAAACACCGGUGAUUUCCCAAAUUCUUACAGUCUUUCCUCUGGUUCACCACAGGGUUCUUUUUAUUAUUAUUAUGAUUAUACUUUAGAUUUUAGGGUACAUGUGCACAAUGUGCAUGUUUGUUACAUAUGUAUCCAUGUGCCAUGUUGGUUUUCUGCACCCAUUAACUCGUUAUUUAGCAUUAGGUAUAUCUCCUAAUGCUGUCCCUUCCC
Messenger RNA from Symphalangus syndactylus (siamang), 7961 nucleotides. Its product is annotated as beta-defensin 103A. Gene Ontology annotation, molecular function: chemoattractant activity; CCR6 chemokine receptor binding. Gene Ontology annotation, biological process: cell chemotaxis; defense response to bacterium. NCBI's taxonomy places the organism in Eukaryota, Metazoa, Chordata, Mammalia, Primates, Hylobatidae. The record is from RefSeq and is a predicted model, not a curated record. Gene Ontology annotation, cellular component: extracellular region.